This is a messenger RNA of Vavraia culicis subsp. floridensis, 341 nucleotides long. RefSeq lists its product as uncharacterized. Gene Ontology annotation, molecular function: structural constituent of ribosome; mRNA binding. The transcript has a single exon. Gene Ontology annotation, biological process: translation. Gene Ontology annotation, cellular component: cytosolic small ribosomal subunit; ribosome. The record is from RefSeq and is a predicted model, not a curated record. The annotation marks the transcript as partial. Lineage: Eukaryota; Fungi; Microsporidia; Pleistophoridae.
AGUGCACGAUUUUCUAAUUGAGAAAAAACGCCGAAACAACGGACGCUCAAAGAAGAACAGAGGACAUCCUGGUAACGUAAGAUGCGACAACUGCGCACGAAUGGUCCCAAAAGACAAAGGCAUAGUGAAAUACCAGGUUAAGAAUCUUAUCGAUGCGGCUGCUGCAGAUGAUAUCAGGGUAGCAAGCAUUUACGAGACGUACGAGGUGCCAAAGACCUAUGUUAAACUGCAAUAUUGUGUGAGCUGUGCUGUUCAUAGCAGGCUUGUCAGGGUUAGAAGCCAUUGGGAGAGGAAGAUCAGGGGGAAGGUUAAUUAAAUUUUUACUCGGAUACAGGGUGCUG